Messenger RNA from Acytostelium subglobosum LB1, 1275 nucleotides. RefSeq lists its product as hypothetical. The record is from RefSeq and is a predicted model, not a curated record. Lineage: Eukaryota; Evosea; Eumycetozoa; Acytosteliales; Acytosteliaceae. The annotation marks the transcript as partial. Gene Ontology annotation, cellular component: catalytic step 2 spliceosome; nucleolus. Gene Ontology annotation, molecular function: mRNA binding; RNA helicase activity; ATP binding. The transcript has 4 exons.
AUGUCUAUAUAUAGAGCAUCAGGAAAUAGAAAGGAUACUAGAAAGGAGGAGGGCGGAAGAGCCCCAGCAGGAGGAAAGAAGGGCGAUAGCUCAGCUGCUGGUGGCCCAGCAGAGUAUGAGACACAGGCAAAGCAAAAGAUUGAGGUGUGCCCGACAUUUGAAUCGAUGCAUCUUAAAGACGACCUACUCAGAGGCAUAUAUGGCUUUGGUUUCGAGAAGCCAUCGGCCAUUCAACAGCGUGCGAUUCUCCCCAUCAUUAAAGGACACGACACAAUAGCUCAGGCACAGAGUGGCACGGGCAAGACAGCGACGUUCUCCAUUGGCGCAUUGCAAUCAGUCGAUCCCAGCAUCAAGUCGCCUCAGGUGCUCAUCCUCUCGCCAACACGUGAGCUGGCACAGCAGAUUCAAAAGGUGCUGAUGGCGCUUGGCGGCUUCAUGAGCGUGCAGGUGCACUCAUUCAUUGGACAAAAGACCAUCGCCGAGGACCUUCGUCGUCUGGAGGCUGGCGUACACAUUGUCAGUGGCACACCAGGCCGUGUGAUCGACCUUAUCUCGAGAAAGGCGCUACAGACUAGACACAUCAAGAUGAUGAUUCUCGACGAGGCCGACGAGAUGCUCGGCAUGGGCUUCCAGCAACAGAUCAACGACGUCUACAGAUAUCUGCCGCCAGCCACACAGAUCGUGCUGGUGUCGGCCACACUCACACAGGACGUCGUCACAAUGACAGACAAGUUCAUGACCGACCCCGUCAAGAUCCUUUUGAAGCGUGAUGAGCUGACGCUCGAGGGCAUCAAGCAGUUCUUUGUGUCUGUGGAGAAGGAGGAGUGGAAGUUUGGAACACUGUGCGACAUCUACGACUCGCUCACCAUCACUCAAGCCGUCAUAUUCUGCAACACCAAAACAAAGGUCGAUGCUCUCACCGAGAAGAUGCGUGAAGCCAACUUCACAGUUGCCUCAAUGCAUGGUAACAUGGAACAGAAGGAACGUGAGGAGAUUCUCAAGUCAUUCAGAUCAGGCGAAAAUCGUGUGCUCAUUACAACAGAUAUCUUGGCAAGAGGCAUUGAUGUCCAGCAGGUUUCAUUGGUAAUCAAUUAUGACUUGCCAAAUGAUCGUGAGAACUAUAUUCACAGGAUUGGAAGAUCAGGUCGUUUUGGUCGCAAGGGAGUGGCAAUCAACUUUGUCAAGAGUAGUGACAUUAGAAUAUUGAGAGAUAUCGAACAAUUCUAUUCCACUCAAAUCGAUGAGAUGCCAAUGAACUUUGCCGAUUCGAUCAAC